Messenger RNA from Amoebophrya sp. A120, 2187 nucleotides. NCBI's taxonomy places the organism in Eukaryota, Dinophyceae, Syndiniales, Amoebophryaceae. The record is from the annotation of a GenBank genome assembly.
AGAAUAUGCAUAUGGACAGAAUUGAAUUAAAAAGUCACGACUCAGAUAAGGUUUGUCGAAUUUAUUAUUUGCCUCCAGUUAAACUGCUCAAAUAGUUAUAGUAUACCCAAAGUAUGACAACGACAACAUCACUGGAUUCGGCAGCCGGGCCGCUGGCAAGCAGCGCUAGCGCGGAUUGGGUGCGGCAAAAAGCGGCGGAGGUUUUCGGCAAGCUGGAUCGGGAUUUUCGGUACGGCAAGGGAGAUGCGAAGCGAUCGUCGGCCGAAAUUCGUAGCUGGGUGGACGCAGGGGAGCCGCGAACUUACGACGGCUUCGACGACGUAAUGGCGGGUUGUCCGGAAACGGGAUCUGCGUCCAGCUUCCGCAAUAAAAAAGCACGGUUCGACCAUUUUGGGUUUCUGCAUUUGGAACAUUUCGCGUCAGAGCCUGAGUGCGAGGGGAUGAAGACUCGGAUGCGCGAACUUGUGGAGGCCUGGGACCCUUUAGAGUCCGAAACUUUUCGGACCGACGCCAAGCAGGAGUCCGCACAGGGGAGCAGUGACUACUUUUUGGACUCAAGCAACCGCACGCACUUUUUCACGGAGGUGGGCGCGCGGAGCGAGGACACGAAGGAGCUCCUAGUGCCAAGACAGGAGGCGUUGAACAAAGUGGGGCACGGAAUCCAUGUGUCGGACGAAGUUUUCCGGUCGUACUGCCUUUCAGACAAGAUGGUGGAGCUGGUAAAGAGCCUCGGGUUAUCAAAUGCAAAAGUGUCUGGGUCUGGAAGAGUGCGCGAUUUUUCAUGCUGCUUUUCCAUGACCCAUGAGGUCUGGAAUGCAGGACCUAGCAUGACGGAUUCUGCGAGACCUUUCUGAUGCCUAUCCUGCAUGAGAAACUCCCUCCCGACUUGAUCAAAACUGGACGACUAUUGGUAAUCAUGCAACACAGAUUUUUGCAUGCUGCAGAUUUAGCAUGACAAGUUGCAAUCUUCCAGACCCAGACACUUUUACAUUUGGUACGGGUGGAAAAACCCGGAAGUGCCGCAAUCCAUGUACAUUUUCAAGCAACCCCGGAUCGGCGGCGAGGUCACUUCGCACCAGGAUUCCACCUUCCUGCACACCACUCCGAGGCUAUUACAAUGAAAAAUGCCCCCACCCCCAAAGUUGCAAUAAUUUGUGAUGCAAAGUUUCCAAGUGAAAACUUUUUGUCAUGCAUGAAAGGACUAUGAAUCUUUCUGAUGCAGAGUCUAGGCGUAUAUCGCAUUGCUUGCAUGACAAGCGCCGCUCUUGCUGGGAUCUUGCGCAAUACAAAUUUUUUCUAUUCACGAUUGGAAAUCUGUGAUGCUGAUAGAUGCAAGAGGGCGAAUGUUUCAUUUGCAAAGGUUUGCAAUACAAAUGCUCCCAAGUUCGGGGGCGGGGGCAUUUUUCAUUGUAAUAGCGGCAGACCUGCCUGGGGCUGUGGCUCGCCUUGGAGCCCGCCACCUUGUUCAACGGGUGUUUGUGGGUACUUCUACCUGUGCUAAUAAUUUUCAAGGAAUUAUUAAAAGGCAGACUAGAUGAUAAUUAACCGCAACCACUUCUAGUUUGUCAUCGAAUACUUUUCGUGGCGAAAGGAAACGAAAGCUUGGGCUGGUCGUACUGGGUAAAGAGGAGGUACAUCGAAGUCGCAUAGAUUUUUUUGUAGAAGAACAUCCGACCACACGGACAUGACCUGCAGGUGCGUCCGUUUUCGCAUUGGGAGGGUUUGCGAAGGCGCUUCGUGCGCAACGAGAAGCACUUUGCAGCGACCAGCAGUGCGGAGAAGCAGCAGCAUCCGCAAAUGAUUUUCGAGGACGAGACUCCUCGAGAAGAAUGGGGCGACGCCGUUUCGUGGGAGGGUGGACUACCUACAGCUACGGGGAAGAACGGACAAGCCGACUCUGGAGAUUAUACGGCAAAGAUUAAUAAGAGCCCAGAGGAGGUAUUCAACGAGGAGUGCGCAGCCUUGUUUCAGCACAAUUUCGUUCCUGUUGAAUGCGCCGCGGGGGAUCUCGUAGUGUUUCCCGGAACGCUAGACCAUCUUUCCCUCGCGAAUCGCUCGCAAAAAUCGCGGCACACGUUUCAAUUGCACCUGGUAGAGGGCCCCAGUGCUGGAGUUACUUGGAGUGCUUCAAAUUGGCUGCAAUACCCCUCAGGGGAGAAAUUCUUACCCCUUGCUGUAGUUGGAUGA